CAUUGAAUAUCUAUCUGUCUCUAAGUAUGCGUUGGCAUGUUCUCGUCGCUAAGAUGCAAACAAGCAUAUCACCCUGCAAGUUGCUCGUAAUGAGUGCUGAGUGUUUAUUGAAUGUUGAAAAAUGGCAGAGCACGGAAACACAGGGAGCCAACGUUUAUUCACUUGGAAAUUGAGAAGGGAAUGAAUUGUUGUCCCAAUGUUUCCGUAGAAUUAAUUCAAAAUAGCAAGACUAGGAAUAGGUAGGUUAAGAAAACACAAAACCAAGGAACGACAGAGAAAAAACCUCCCCCCGGAAAAAAGCUUUUGUUCGCGUUCCAUUCCGCCCGAUGCCAGACAGUGCCGUCUCCAAAAGUGUCCCAGCUCAACAUUCAAAUGGACAGUCCAGAUUCCAGAGUCCAACCUCGGGUCUCGUCUGUUGCGGCCUCGGAGAUCAGCAGCCCGCUUUUCCCCAAAGACCCGGUUUGCCAGCAGCCAGUAGGCAGUUGGCUUCUUUUUCCCAGCUUUUCCAUCCUGUUUUGUCAAACCCUUUCCCGAGUCCCAGUCUCUCCCUAUCGAGGCUAUCAAUGCAUCUGGUAUUCUGGAAAUCUGGUCAUUGGCAGGCAGAGUGGGCCAUCCUAGCAAGAUCUGUGUGGAUUUCUGCGCCUGAUUUUUUGUUAUCAAUCUCAUCUCUGUCUGCUGACCCUUCGCCACGUCUCUCCAUCCACAUGUAUCCGUCAGAUCAACCACACUACUCUGUUCGUAAAGCAAUCGAACGCCGCAGUCACGGUAAGCCGCAGUGCGGCCAGUGUUUGUAUCGUUUGGUUGUUGGCAGUGUCAUUUCUACGUUUCUCGCCCUGACCGUGCAGAUGCCAGAAACAUAAUUCAUGACGCUGACUUUACAUCCGAUGUGACCACAUCCACCCCAAUAGUCGCACUCGACACCUCAGACUUCGCAUCCAUGUAUCAUCCAACCUCCCCCCCCCCCCC
This is a messenger RNA of Colletotrichum acutatum, 966 nucleotides long. RefSeq lists its product as uncharacterized. NCBI's taxonomy places the organism in Eukaryota, Fungi, Ascomycota, Sordariomycetes, Glomerellales, Glomerellaceae. The coding region runs from base 327 to 860 and encodes 177 amino acids. The transcript has a single exon. The record is from RefSeq and is a predicted model, not a curated record.